Myripristis murdjan (pinecone soldierfish) is the source of this 2842-nucleotide messenger RNA. It is a transcript of the gene fbxl6, whose product is annotated as F-box and leucine-rich repeat protein 6. The transcript is spliced from 10 exons. Gene Ontology annotation, cellular component: nucleus; cytosol; SCF ubiquitin ligase complex. Gene Ontology annotation, molecular function: protein binding. The record is from RefSeq and is a predicted model, not a curated record. Bases 212 to 1921 code for a protein of 569 amino acids. NCBI's taxonomy places the organism in Eukaryota, Metazoa, Chordata, Actinopteri, Holocentriformes, Holocentridae.
UACGAGCCAAAACAGUGGCCUCAAACGUGAUUGGCUGAUUUUCACGGAAGGCGGGAUUUCAUCAGGCUCUCCACCAAUCGUCUGCGCGAAUGUGUAACGCAUUGCGGGGCGACCAACAUGGAGGCUGGGAGUUGUUGUCGUUAUUGUUAGCAGAUGUGGGCAUGCUGAUGCUCGGCUGGUGUCUGGGAUCGAGGAAGAGGUGAGGACCAAAAUGGAUGCUGAAGGUGGAGCUCAAGGCCACAGCGAAGGAAGUGCAGAUACUACCCCAGGCACUUCAGAGGCGUCGGCUCAAGGAAGAGAUGGACCAAGUGCGAAGAAGACACCUCUGAAGAGGAAGUCCAGUGUGCCUGCGAGUGCAAAGACGAAAAAGCGCAAAAAGGCCAAAGUCCGCCGGCCACCUAGGCUCGGCUACACCGUCCAAGAAGGGGAUGAUAUGCUUCUGGUUAUAUCCAACACCAGCCAGUAUGAUAACUUAGCAUGGCGUCCAAAGAAAAAAGGAAGCAGGAAAAAGAAGCUCAUUAAGGGAAAAUCCAAAGGUGCUCAGAUUAAGAAGAAAAAGGCAGGACCCUUCAAGCCUAAACCAGGAAAGAAUCCACCCAUCGAGAAAGCGGAGGGCACUCUGCAUCAACCGGAGCGAGGCACAGACCACAGAUGGGGUCAGAGUCUUCCAGAGGAGGUGCUUAUCAGUAUUUUUCAGAUGGUGGUCCUCCAAGAUGGUGCAGUGCCAUUUCUCUGCAGGAUGGCAAGAGUGUGUCACCUGUGGAAUGCUGCGGCCUCCAGCCCUGCCCUGUGGCGCAGAGUGUCUGUCGGUUACUGCUGGAUUGAGCCCGGGAAGAGUCAGCUGCCUCGAACAGAGAUGAAGAUAAAGGACACUGUUAACUGGCUGGCACUGAAUAGAUUAUCUCAGCUAAGAGACUUUUCACUUUGUCACUGGAAGAAAAAUGUUGACUAUGCAGUAGAAGUUGUGUCCCAGUCAUGCCCUCAUCUACGCUCCCUCACGCUCUCGUACUGCACAGGCGUGACAGAGAAGACCUUCCAGAGCCUGGGUGCAAACAGCCGCUCUCUGGAGACCAUAAAUGUGCAGUACUCAGAGUUUCAGGUUGAAGGUCUUGUGGCCCUCUUAGAAUCCUGCGGCAGCCAAAUCAAACAAGUUUUGUUCACUCAUGGACCCAAAAAUGACAGACUUCUAGCUGCUAUCUCUAGAGGGUGCUGCCCUGAUUUGGAGUUGUUGGAGAUCAACACAAAACUCGACAGUGGAUAUUGCCAACUUCCUGUUUGUAUUCAGGGUCUCCAAAGUGGAUGUCCUAAAUUAAAGAUAUUUCGGAUGCUGAAUGUCAUACCUAUGCAUAAGGUGAUGCGUAACGGGCCAGAUUCCACAUCAGGCUUCCCGUUGCUGGAGGAGCUGUGCAUGGCCACAACAUCUGUUUCCUUCAUGACUGACAAAGAUUUGAGAGACAUUCUCUUUGGCUCCACCAAGCUCCGCGUGCUGGAUCUGCGUGGCUGCUCUCGCAUCACACCAUCUGGUCUGGCAACUUUACCCUGUGUCGAGCUUGAGUGUCUUUUCUGGGGCCAGUAUUUCAACAGCAAAGUUGCAUUAUCAUCACCUAAGAAGGGACUUCACAUGCUGACUGAAAAAUGGAGUGGAACCCUGCAAGAGCUUGACAUUACAAAUCACAUCUUCACUGAGGAGGAUUUGGAGAUAGCAAUGAGCUACCUCGCUCAGUCAUCCAACGCCGAUUCACUGCGUUCACUCAACCUCAGCGGAACCAAGAUCACAGCACCCGUUCUCAGGUUACUCAUUGGCCAAUCAACUGGACUCAACUACCUCAACUUGUCCUCUUGCCGCUAUCUUCCAAGAGGCCUAAAGAGAGUUUACCGAGGCCAAGAAGACAUUCGCCAACUUCUGGACAAAUUAGAAUAGCAUUCAUCUUCAUUUGCUCAGAAAUCACAAGGUAUACUUGAAUAACCUAAAACCAAGCUACUUUGUCAGCUGUCUUACAUAAGUGACAGGAGUUUUUCACCCAAAGGUGCAUUCAUAGUAAUCUCACACAAUAUUUGUGAAUCUAACAACACUCUUCUAUUGCUAGAAUGCAGCUAAAUUUCAAUCUGUGAUGUCAGUGAGAGAUUUGUGAGUCUCAUUGUGAACACAGUGAUAGAGCCCUGGAUAACAUAUUGCCAGACAAUGAGAUGCUAAACAUUUCUUAAGUCAAUUACACUUUGAUUGAAUUGAAUUGCUAUGUUCUAAAUAACAUAAUAAUAAUUUGUCUCAUAGCCACUUAAAAUAUCCCCAGGGUCAUUGUGUAAAUUAGGUCAGUGUGCCAUUCAAUAUAAGUGGACCUGUAACAAAAAGUCUCUUGAUCACACCACAAGAAGACAGCUGUUUCUCCUGGCCUUGCUUUGGAAGAGACUUGUAUGUGUUCAUAAAUCUUGACCAUAAGAGAUAAUAGGAACAGCAUUAGUUUCAGUUAACUGUCAGUUUUCAUGUUGAGACAUCUAUAAUUCUCAGUGAUGUCAUAAGGGUGCUGUUAUAACAAACAUACUUCAGGUUUAAAUAUGUCUACAUUAAGCUUGAAUGAAGCGCUAGAAGAACAGGGGGAUGAAAUUGACCUAGGAGUUGAAUAAAUUUGCAUGAAUCACACCAUGUGUACAUGUAAAGCCACAGGAAACAGAAACUUUAAUUUCUCUUCAGUUAUGUUGUUUUGUUGUAUUUUAAAUAUACGCAUAUGAAAAAAGGAAAUAUUCCAGUACAGAAAAAGUUAACCAGGACCAUUUACAUGUAAUAUCUGUCCUUUUUUAAAUAUGUUUUUUAACACUGAAUAAUAAAAACGACAAAAAAAUAAAA